CAAGAAUACGCAAGAAUAUAAAAGAAGCCACCAUUUUGUCUGAACACCUGCUACUAAGCUUUCAAUACGUUGUAUCGUGCCCACCGAAGGUAAGUUCUCACCUAUUCAACUGUCCGUCUGUUCGUAUCUUUAUCCAUCUAUAUCGUUCAAUGAUACGUCUUGGGUAAGCUAGGAUUAAAGUAUUUAACUAAUAGCCAUAUAUAUAUAUAUUGAUUUCGCCGGGGUUACCCUCUAUCUCCUUGUUGCUGUUCAUUAGAUAGGGAGUCUUUAUAAAAUAAAAAUGUUUUCUUGAUUCUGUAACAUUCUGUAACAUUCUGUAACAUUCUGUAACAUUCUGUAACAUUCUGUAACAUUCUGUAACAUAGAUAUUUGUAUUUCACAUGUACUAUAAUGUGAAGUGAUGAAGAUGUGUGUGGAUUUUUCACAAUUCUAUGUAACAAGAUCAACCUGCGCUUUUAGUGCAUAUAGAGGAUUCGGUGUCGGUUUCAUGAAUAGGGGUUAGCCCAUUAGAAUUUUUAUAUAGUUCAGGGGUGAGGGUGGACAGUAGUGGGUGGUAACUUGAUUAUUAAAAAGUCAAUGAAUGAAUAUAAGAUUGAAAAAAAAACAACGACAGGCAACGUACAAAAGAGUAUAUGCUUUUUUUAUGGAUUGCUGUUCUGGGGUCCCAGGUUGACCCCUUUACUUUCUUACUUCGGUUUAGUUGUCAUCAUUAACAAAAACACUCUCAUAAGAUUAACGCCAACAGCAGCUAACACAAUUAGAACAACUUUUUUUAAAGGAAGCUAAAAAACUCUUGGUAAAUAUCUUCUGUUCUUCUUCUGUUCUUCUUCUGUUCUUCUUCUGUUCUUCUUCUGUUCUUCUUCUGUUCUUCUUCUGUUCUUCUUCUGUUCUUUGACUUAAUCACACUGACGCCAAACUACAACGAAUUUAAAAAAAAAAAAGAUGUGUUCUUGUGUCUGUUGCACCAGCACUAGGGGUGCGUGUGUCAGUUACACCUGCAAGCUUGGUGCUUGUGUAUCUGGCACCAGCAGGAUGGGCGCGUUUGUCUGUUGCACCAGAUCUAGGGGUGCGUGUGUCACUUACACCUGCAAGCUUGGUGCUUGUGUAUCUGGCACCAGCAGGAUGGGCGCGUUUGUCUGUUGCACCAGCACUAGGGGUGCGUGUGUCAGUUACACCUGCAAGCUUGGUGCUUGUGUAUCUGGCACCAGCAGGAUGGGCGCGUUUGUCUGUUGCACCAGCAAGAAAGGUGCGUGAAUCAGUUGCAUCAGCGAGGUGGGAUAUUGCAGUACUGCGUGAAGAAAAUUUCUGUCUAAAACAACAAAAAGAUAUCCAUGUCAUUUUUUUAAACAGUAAUUCUCAUCAGGCUGUAUUAUCCCACAUAUUAUAAAUGUUUGCUGAGCUAUGAAUAAUAUAUCACAGGUGGUCAACGAAGACGUUGGCUUAAAGCAUUUUAUCUCGUAGAAAUAUGAGAGUCAUUAGUUCAUAUGUUUAAUUUUAAUUAGGUAAAAAAAAAAAUUUUUUUUCAUUUGUUUGGGUUUAGUCCUUUUUUAAAAAUUAAAAUACCAACAUUACUUUUAUAGGGGGAUUUUUAAAAUGGAGUAUUCGGCAUAUACAAGCUAAACAAGCUUAAUUCAGUAUGUCAAUUGAAAAUACUUCUGUUUCUUGUUACAGAUGAAGACCUUCUUUGUGGUUCUUUCUCUUGUUGCGAUAGCCUCGGCAAGGCCAACCGAUUUUGUAUCAGCAACUGACAGCAGAAACAUUGACUUGCCUGCCAUCGGCCAUGAAAUUGAUGCUCUCGUAAACACGAUUAGCACUCUUCUCGGUGGAAAGAGAAAUAUUGAUGAUUUUUUUAAAACCAUUCAAGAGUUACUUCCAAUAAUAGGCGGACCGAUUGGUGGUAAGAGAAACAUCGACUUACCUGCCAUCGGCCAUGAAAUUGAUGCUCUUGUAAACACAAUUAGCACUCUUCUUGGUGGAAAGAGAAAUAUUGAUGAUUUUUUUAAAGCCAUUCAAGAGUUACUUCCAAUAAUAGGCGGACCAAUUGGUGGUAAGAGAAACAUCGACUUACCUGCCAUCGGCCAUGAAAUUGAUGCUCUUGUAAACACAAUUAGCACUCUUCUUGGUGGAAAGAGAAAUAUUGAUGAUUUUUUUAAAACCAUUCAAGAGUUACUCCCAUUAAUAUCCGGACCACUGGGUUCUGGUAAAAGAAACAUCGAUUUACCUGCCAUCGGCCAUGAAAUUGAUGCUCUUGUAAACACGAUUAGCACUCUUCUCGGUGGAAAGAGAAAUAUUGAUGAUUUUUUUAAAGCCAU
Lymnaea stagnalis (great pond snail) is the source of this 2312-nucleotide messenger RNA. Lineage: Eukaryota; Metazoa; Mollusca; Gastropoda; Lymnaeidae. The record is from the annotation of a GenBank genome assembly.